Molecule: messenger RNA, 1149 nt
Organism: Pisolithus orientalis
Lineage: Eukaryota; Fungi; Basidiomycota; Agaricomycetes; Boletales; Pisolithaceae
Product: ATP synthase F1 gamma
Exons: 7
Coding region: 48-938 (296 amino acids)
Biological process (GO): proton motive force-driven ATP synthesis
Molecular function (GO): proton-transporting ATP synthase activity, rotational mechanism
Source: RefSeq, a predicted model, not a curated record
GAUACUCCCAAAGACGGGCUGACCAGCGCAGGUUGACUAGAUUUUCAAUGUUUGCAAGGAGUUCCCUCGGCCGCAUCGCGUCUCAGCGUCCGACGCUGGGCGCUGCUCCUCAAAAUGCCCGCAACAUGGCUACCCUGCGCGAAAUCGAGUUGCGUCUGAAGUCCGUCAGGAACAUCGAAAAAAUCACCAAAUCGAUGAAAAUGAUUGCCUCGACGAAACUUGCAAAAGCGCAGCGCGCCAUGCAAGCUGGCAAGGAGUACGGUUCAGCUAACUCCGAAAUCUUCCAGCACACUCCUCCAGAGACCCCAUCAAAGCGCAAGCUCUUCGUUGUCGUCUCGUCCGACAAGGGUCUUUGUGGCGGUAUCCACUCGUCUGUCUCCAAAGCUACCCGCCGUGCAUUGGCUGAGUCCGACCAAGCUGAUCCAGCUUCACCCGUCAUGGUCAUUGGUGACAAGUCAAAGGGCCAGUUGUCUCGCGUGCUCGGGCAGAACAUGGCCAUGAGCUUCAACCAAAUUGGCCGCGACAUCCCCACAUUCGCUGACGCUGCUGGUGUUGCUGACUUGAUCGUUAAGAGCGGUGUUGAGUAUGACAGCGUCACUAUUGUGUACAACAAGUUCGUCUCGGCUAUAUCAUACGAGGCUGCUACUGUCGAGGUCACCACCGAGAAGCUUCUCAAGGAGUCCCCUGGAUUCCGGGCAUACGAGAUGGAGGAUGAUUUCGCCAAAGACCUUGCAGAGUUCUCGCUUGCGAAUGCUAUUUAUGCUGCACUGGUCGAGGCUCAUGCUUGUGAACAGAGUGCUCGUCGCAAUGCCAUGGACAAUGCUUCCAACAAUGCGAAGGACAUGAUCGGUGCUUUGACUUUGCAAUAUAACCGUGGUCGCCAGGCUGCCAUUACCAACGAGUUGGUCGACAUUAUCACCGGUGCAAGUGCUCUGUAAUACCACCUUAUCACAUAGAAUACAUACAGACCUCGUUAGUGAGAGAACCUCGACCCGCUUCCUCCUAUUUGGUAUGCAUGAGUGAGCCUUGCUGCAGUCAGGAACUGCAGGGUCACAAUAGCUACCAUUGAGGGGGAUCCGAACUCGUAUAAUAUGCGUGUUUCCAUCCGUCUCGUGUUCCAAUCACAAAGCUCCAGUGGGGGUUUCUUCG